AUGUCGGUAUCGGUUAUCGCAAAGCAUUUUAAUCGAACGCUAGCGUUGUCGUGUACCCUGAUCGCGAUCUCGCAGAUCAACUAUGGGUUUGAUAAUCAGGCGUUCUCGACGACGCAGUCGAUGACUGCAUUUACGAAGCAGUUUGGGGACUAUGAUGCGGAAACGGACGAGUAUGCUAUUCCGGCGUCUUUCCUGUCACUGUUAAAUAGUCUGAACUAUAUUGGGUUUGCUGUGGGGUUAAUGAUCGGGAGUCUAAUCAGUCAGAAAUAUGGGCGUCGUCGAUGCAUGUUUGCUAUGAGCUGCUAUGCUCUUGUGACUGCAACUAUCACUGUGACCUCCCAGACCAAAGCGCAGAUUCUUGCUGCACGGAUAUUGAACUAUAUUUAUGUCGGAAUGGAAUUAUCUGUGGUACCCGUUUACCAGUCUGAGAUCGUGCCUGCUCCAGUUCGUGGCUUCGUGGUCGGCACCUACCAGCUCAGCAUCAAUAUGGGAGGCGUGAUUAUCAAUGGGAUAUGCCGAGGAACUAGUACUAUCGAAGGCAACAACUCCUGGAGAAUUCCCUUCGGGCUAUUCUACGCCAUCCCUUCGAUCAUCCUAUGUCUAAUCUGGUUCAUUCCAGAGUCACCCCGAUGGCUCCUCCUCCAAGGACGCACCGACGAAGCCGAAAAAUCUCUCAAACGCCUCCGCCACGGGAUACUGACCGACGACGCGAUCGCAGCCGAGCUAGCCUCCCUAAAGCUCGGCCUGGCCAUCGAGCCCGAGAAAGGUGCCUUCACUGAGCUCUUCCAAGGCGUCAAUCUCAAGCGGACCUCCAUCGUCAUUGCAAUUAGCUUCUUCCAACAGGCAACCGGCCAAGCAUUCGCUAGCCAGUACGGCGCUAUCUUCGUCAAGUCCCUGCACACUAUUAAUACCUACAACUUUACAAUCAUAACCAGCUGCAUCGGGGUAGCAGUUUGCCUCUGGUCGAACUUCUUUAACGACAAGAUUGGUCGGCGGAAGCUCUUCAUUGCUGGUGCAUCGGUUCAAGCUGCGGCUUUAUUCACGAUGGCGGGUCUGGGAACCGCGAAUCCAGUCAUACAUGGGGAAAGUACAGGUAUCGCAGCCAUGAUGGCUAUUUUCGCGGCGGGCUUCGGACUAGGUUGGGGACCGCUCACUUAUGUGGUUGUUACUGAGCUACCUGCUUUAUCGCUUCGAGAUCACUCGCAGCGCGUUGCGUCACUGGUAAAUAUUGCUGUUAAUUUUGCAGUGACUUUUUCCAUUCCUUACCUUCUCUAUGAUGGAUAUGCAGGUCUGCAUUCGCGGGUCGGAUUCAUUUUUGGCAGUAUUGCUGUUGCCGCGUGUAUUUUUACAUUCUUCUGUGUGCCCGAUUGUCAAGGGAAGUCGCUUGAGGAGGUUGAUCGGCUUUUCCAUGAGGGCAUUUCUGUUAGGAAGUUUAAGGGAUUUGAAAUACCGCCUCUAGAUGAAGCGGAGUUGGGCGAGAAGGAGACGAGGAGUGAAACGAGGGCAGUCUAG
This is a messenger RNA of Penicillium argentinense, 1512 nucleotides long. RefSeq lists its product as uncharacterized. NCBI's taxonomy places the organism in Eukaryota, Fungi, Ascomycota, Eurotiomycetes, Eurotiales, Aspergillaceae. Gene Ontology annotation, cellular component: membrane. Gene Ontology annotation, biological process: transmembrane transport; carbohydrate transport. The transcript is spliced from 5 exons. The record is from RefSeq and is a predicted model, not a curated record. Gene Ontology annotation, molecular function: carbohydrate:proton symporter activity. Bases 1 to 1512 code for a protein of 503 amino acids.